UGACACGAGACGUUAUGAAGUAAGACGGUGCAGACCAUUGCAAGGGUGAUAUUUCGUUUGUACGUUUUUGUCGUACGACAAAUUUUUUCAAGCCUGUGAUUGACUGCAAGACAGAGAGAUCCGAGGACCUCUCUGUCCUGUACACUUUGCUGUACGACGAAAACGCACAAAUGAAAUAGCACCUCAAGACAUCGCAUUUCGCAAUCGUCGUAUUUUGAUAAAAUAGGAGUUAAAAAGAUUUUGUAGUUUUUUUUUAAGUUACAGACAAUUGCAGAAAACGUGAAAAAGGAGACUGAAAGAAAAAGAUAACCUGAUUGCUCAUUAUGGAUGUGUCCAUCGCAAAAAUUCACCAUACUUUAUUGGAUGCCGCAUUACCAUCGACUAUUAAAGAUCUUAAAAAUCCAACGGAGGAUUAUGUUGUGAAUUUGUUAACAACAUUCUUAACACGUUUCGGCAUCAAUAUGAGCUUGAUUGAUCAGCCAAUUCCAGAACAACUUGGAGCUAUGAUGUAUUAUGAAGAUUCUGAUGUUAUAAAUCUUAUAAAUUUAUAUGUAGUUGUGGCACAGAUAUCCAAUAAGAUAUUUCUACAUGAUUUUUGUCUUACCGAUAUUACUAGUCCAGGACAAAAGCGACUAAGAAAGCAAGCAAAAUUUUUAUCUAACUUUGUAUUGUAUACAAUGCAUAAGCAGUCAGGAUAUAAUGACAGAAUGGAUGAAAUUCAGACUAUAUCUAAACUACUAGAAGAUCUGAAGGAAAGAAAGACUCAUGUUUCAGAAUCUAUUAAUAAUAAAGUUAUGCAUAAAGCAAAGCAAUUAUCCAUGAUAGAAAAGUUAGAAAAUGACAUAGAACAUAUGCAGUCAAUAACGGAGAAACUCAAUAAGCAGGAGAUGGAAUUUGAAAUAAGGAAAAACAAUGUUGAUAAAGAAAAUCAGAAAGCUAAGGAACUUUGUGGUUCUGUUAAGACGACAGCGGGAAAGCUGUCCAAGAUGAUAACUGAAAUACAGUCAGAAGUUGUACAUUCACCAAAAGAGUAUCGAUCCCGUUUAGACGAAAUUGAAAAGCAACAUAAGUUAAAAGAAGAAGAACGUAGUACAAUGCAAGAAGCUAUUCAGGAAAAGAAACAGUCUAUAAAACUAAUUGGGGAAAAGUUAAAUUUUGUUCAAAAAACAAGUGAUGACUUUCGUAUGUUAGCAGAUACAUAUAAAGAGCAAAAAAACAAGAAAACAAAAAGAAAUAAUGUUAUAAAAGAAAUUGAUUCAUUGAAUAAUAUCUGGAGCGAAUCAAAAACUAAAUUAGCAAUGCACAAAGAUAAGAUAGAUAUCGAAAAGAACGAAUUACAAACAUACAAUGAGGAAGAUAUGGUUUUAUUGUGCAAUCUGUAUAGCCAAUUAUUGAGUGACAAAAAGAUACAGAAAACUAAAUUAGAUAAAGCUCAAGAUUGUUUGAAUGAAAAAUGUUUGGAAAAGAAUAAAUUACAAACAGACAUUAAAAAAAUAGAGGAAGAAACUAGAACUUUUAUCAACAGUUGUCAAGAGAGUUAUGAUAAUGAACUUGCUAAUGAAUUUGAAUUACGGAGAGCUUGGAAAGAAUAAUUAUAAAAACAAUUUGUAUUGUUUUUGCUCUUACUUUCGAUUACAAUGUAAGAUAUAUUAAUAUAAAUUUUAGAGUAAAUUUAUGUAUACAGCCCAGUA
Mycetomoellerius zeteki is the source of this 1691-nucleotide messenger RNA. Its product is annotated as probable kinetochore protein nuf2. The record is from RefSeq and is a predicted model, not a curated record. Lineage: Eukaryota; Metazoa; Arthropoda; Insecta; Hymenoptera; Formicidae. Gene Ontology annotation, cellular component: Ndc80 complex; kinetochore. The transcript is spliced from 9 exons. The coding region runs from base 324 to 1592 and encodes 422 amino acids.